AUGUUGCCUCCGUUCAUAAAAAUUAAAUUCUCGAAUCUCGGUCCACUUAGUUGCUCGAAACUGUGGCCAAAAGAAAGACUUUCCAUGGAGCAGAUUCGAUUGGUUGAGACCUCGCCAUCGGCAUUCUUGAUGAUUGAUAAUGGAACAGAUAUUUCCACCCAGACAGAUUUCUGUAGUAUUAACACAUCUACUCAAACAGAGACUGAUCCAUUGAAAUCAUUCUAUGAAAUCAUGACACAAAUGAAAACUGUUGACGUCAAAAAUCCAUCGGGAAACAGCCAGGCUCGCCUCAUCCAGAUGAUCAAAAACAUCCUCAUCCAAGUGAACAACUUCAAGUCACAAUUAGGAGCAUUUGCUCGCCUCACUGUGUUUCGCAAUGUGAACAAACUUGUGGCUGCGUUGUUGGGUGUCGCCGAGUCCACUGUGAUUCGAUACAAUAAGAAGACUGUCGCCGAUGUCAAAGAAAAGCGAGUUGAAACAAGAAAAAUGCGAAAUGCAAAGGCUUUGGAACUUUUGAGUGAUGAUGAAAAGAGGCUCAUUUCCGAGCACAUCGAAAAGUGCUACAUCGAGGAUUCCAACUUCUCGGUGCACUCUCUUCACUCAGAUCUCCAAAAUUUGUACGACUAUCCGUACUCUCCAUCAACGCUCUAUCGACAGCUGAAAGCUAUGAGAUUUAGCUACAAAAUUAAGACUUAUAAUCCUUUCAGUACUGUUCGAGAAGAGAUCGUUGAAUGGCGAGCUCGAUAUUUGCAAACAAUGGAGGAACUCAGAGCACAGGGAGCAUACAUCUGUUAUUACGAUGAAACAUGGCUAUACCAUGGGAUGACUAAAACUCGGGGAUGGAAUCGAACAGAUACAUCACCAUAUCUCAUUGCAAAUUUGGGGGAUUUGAGUAAACCUCGACCAGGAUUCACUGCCUCCAGUGACAAGGGACAACGGGCAAUCGUUCUUGCAGUCACUACGGAAUCCGAAAUCCUUCCAGGAUCCAUCGACGUCGUGAUUCCAAACCGUCCGAAGGCCGAGGUGUUAGUCGAUUACCACCAGUACAUGUCAUCCGACUUGUACACGCAGUACAUGGAAAAAGUUCUUCCGUUGAUCGUCAAAGCAACUCCAGCCGGCCGUCAAGCAGUUCUCGUAAUCGAUAAUGCGUCGAUUCACAACACAUUAGUCGAGACGCUUCCCACCAAAAGCUCCAACAAAUCUGAACUUCUCGCAUUUCUAGAAAAGUAUCAAGUUGACACUGCUGCGGGUGCCACAAAUAAGGAAUUGUGGGAAGAAGUUCAAAUUGUUAUGGAGGCUAGAGGUGGAAGAGAUGCUCUCAAACGCUAUCUGACAGAUGAAUAUGCGGCGACUCUUGGUGUCCUGAUUGUACGACUUCCACCUUAUCACUGUCAGUUUUCUCCAAUCGAACUGGUUUGGAACCAACUGAAAAGUCAUCUUCGAACUGCUGGGAAGACAAGUGAUAAGCUGGAAGUCGUUGCGGAACGGGCUAAGACAUGGCUACGAAAUACGAAUGAAGCGCAAAUGGCGUGGACGUAUGAGCAUGUACUUGACAUUGAAGAGGGAAUCAAACUUGUCAUGGAUGAAGAUGACGAAAGCUGGGAGUGGGACGACGACGAAUCGGAUAUGUGA
This is a messenger RNA of Caenorhabditis remanei, 1632 nucleotides long. RefSeq lists its product as uncharacterized. NCBI's taxonomy places the organism in Eukaryota, Metazoa, Nematoda, Chromadorea, Rhabditida, Rhabditidae. Gene Ontology annotation, molecular function: nucleic acid binding. The transcript is spliced from 3 exons. The record is from RefSeq and is a predicted model, not a curated record. The coding region runs from base 1 to 1632 and encodes 543 amino acids.